AUGGCGGGGAGACCGAGGGUUUCGAAGAAGAAAGUCACACUGAAGAAGAAGAAAGGUCCAUCAUCCUCAGAUCCAGUAAAGAAACAGAAAUCUAUGAAUGAAAUUCUUGGAGUGGAGGCCAUAGAUUUCAACCUGGAAUCGGCAGAGGAGGCAGAGGAUGAGAUUGCCGAUAUUGCCGCAUCUGAAGCUCCAGUCCGCAGCGAAACGCCUGACUCGGAGAAGAUCCUGGAACAGCAUUUAGAGGUGAGAUCGACGCUGAAAGAUUGGGUUAGUGUGUUGAAAGGGGCUUCCGUUCCAUCUAAUGAUACAGGUAAACCCAAGCUCAUCCUGAUUCUGAAUCUUGAUUCAGAGGAUCAGAUUGGAAAAUCAGGGGAAGUUGUUGAUUGUGUGCAAAUUGAGCCAGAGGACAUAGAGGAUGAGAUCCUAUACUGGAGUACAACAAUAGUUUGCUAUGUGUUGGGUUCUAAUCCUCCUAUUUCAGUAAUGGAGGGAUUCUUUAGAAGAAUUUGGAGGGGGAAAGGAGUGGAAAAAGUUGGUUUAUUAGCACCAGGUGUGUUCAUGGUGAGGUUCAAUACUCUGGAGGAAAAAGAUGAGAUCAUGAAUGGAGGCUAUCAUUUUUUUGAUAAAAAACCAAUUAUAAUGAAGAACUGGGAUCCGAAUACUAGAUUUACUAGAGAGGUUGUUCUGAAUGUGCCACUUUGGGUUCAAUUAUGUAAUUUGGACUUAAAGUUUUGGGGAGAGAAGGCUAUGACAAAAAUUAUGAACUCUGUGGGUAAGUAUAUUCGGCAAGAUAGAGCAACUUUGGCUAGAGAAAAAUUACAAUAUGCUAGGGUGUUGAUUGAAGUAAAUAUCUCUCAGGAGCUACCGAAUGUGAUUAAAUUUAGAGAUGAAAAUGGAGAAGCAGUGUAUGUAGACCUUUAUUUUGAAUGGAAGCCAGACCGGUGUGCUAGCUGCAAAGGAUUUGGGCAUAAGCAAGAGGUAUGUAAGAAGAAGACACAAAAUGUUCCUGAUAAAGUCUGGAAGCCAAAAGUCAUACCAGAUGCUAGUACAAUGCCAGUUCAGUUUACAAAGGAAGAAGGAUCGCAAAGGGGGGGGGGGGGGGGGGGGGCGGAUAAAGUGAUUGAUGCAGAGGGUUUUGAGAAAGCCAAAGGUAAAAGAGUUCAGAUUGGUAGCAUACCACCAGUGAUCGUUGGUAAUUCUUUCAAUCUUUUGAAAGAUGAGGCUCAUAGUCUCCUAGAAGCAAGGGUUAAGGCUACCGAAAUGGGAGCCUUAUACCUCCAUAUGUUUCAAGGGUGGUGUUUCACUACUAAUUUGAUGAAUCAUCCAAACGGCAGAAUUAUUGUGGCUUGGAAUCCUAGAAGUUUUGAUGUGAGUAUUCAAGGAAGCUCAAGUCAAUGGAUGCAUUGUAUUGUGGAAGCCAAAACUGGUGAGAAGUUUGAACUCACUUCAGUGUAUGAAUUCAAUGUUGUUAAAGGAAGAGAGAGUUUAUGGAGUGAUUUGAAAAAAAUUAAGAUUGAAGUUAAAUUCCCUUGGCUUGUGUUGGGGGACUUUAAUGCUAUCUUGUCAACUGAAGAUAGACUUCGUUACACUGGAGAUGGCUCGGAUUUAUUUCCUUUUCAGAACUGUGUUCAGUAUUGUGGCCUUGAAGAUGUUAAGUUUUCUGGUUCCUUUUUUACUUGGAACAAUAAACAAGAAGGAAAAGCUAGAGUUUAUGCAAAGAUUGAUCGGGUUUUAGCUAAUGAUCACUGGCGUGAGCUGUUUGAGGCUGCUGAAGUGAGUUUCUUGCUGGAGGGAGAUUUUGAUCACUAUUUCCAUCAGAAAGUAGCUCAAAGUAGGGAGGAAGAGGUUCAUGGGAACCCAAUGUAUAGGCUGGUUGUGAAAUUGAAGAGGUUAAGAGCUGUUUUGAGAUUGAUUAAUAAAGAAGGGAAAGGUGAUGUGUUUGUUAAAGAGACAGAGUCCUUUGCUGAGUUGAUCAAAGCUCAAGAGAAGAUUAGAGAGCACCCAGGUGACAUCUCCUUUAUCCAUGAAGAGAUUACAGCCAGGAAAAAGUAUGUUGAGGCUCAUGAGGAUAUGUUACAAUUUCUUAAGCAGAAAGUGAAAAUUCAGUGGUUGAAAGAAGGGGAUCAAAACACGAAACUGUUUCAUAAUAGUAUUAGAAGCAGAAGAAUUCAAAAUGCAAUCUAUUCUACUUGGGAUCUUCAAGGGAAUCGCCAUGAUACUCAAGAUGGAGUGAGCCUUGCUUUUCAAGAGUAUUAUUCUGACUUGUUGGGAAUGAAAGUGGCGAGCAGGAAGUCUGUGAUUGCUAGUAUUGUUCAAGAAGGGCAGGUUAUUUCGGAGAGUCAAGCUGAGUUCUUGGUAAAGAGAUUUACCGAAGCUGAGGUCAAGGCUGCAGUGUACUCGAUUCCAAAUGAUAAGGCUCCAGGACUUGAUGGGUACAGCAGCGCUUUUUUCAAGCAUACUUAG
Molecule: messenger RNA, 2463 nt
Organism: Humulus lupulus (European hop)
Lineage: Eukaryota; Viridiplantae; Streptophyta; Magnoliopsida; Rosales; Cannabaceae
Exons: 3
Coding region: 1-2463 (820 amino acids)
Source: RefSeq, a predicted model, not a curated record